Messenger RNA from Drechmeria coniospora, 3114 nucleotides. RefSeq names its product WD domain, G-beta repeat containing protein. Bases 1 to 3114 code for a protein of 1037 amino acids. Gene Ontology annotation, biological process: TOR signaling; regulation of actin cytoskeleton organization. The transcript has 3 exons. Gene Ontology annotation, cellular component: TORC1 complex; TORC2 complex. The record is from RefSeq and is a predicted model, not a curated record. Lineage: Eukaryota; Fungi; Ascomycota; Sordariomycetes; Hypocreales; Ophiocordycipitaceae. Gene Ontology annotation, molecular function: protein binding.
AUGAGUUGGACGCUUACAGCGACCGUUCCUAGGGCCGUUGUCGACCUCCAACCCAACGUGGCGCCUCUCCAGCCUCCUUCGCAAACUUUCCAGCCGGCUGGCCAAAACCAACAGACGACCGAACGUCUUGCCGACCACGAGAAGCCGGCGGCGAAGAAGCGACGCGUUGAAGAUGGGCCCGUCGAUAAGGAGGGCUUGGUAAAGGCCAGCGUCCAGCUGGUCAGUCGCGCCGUCGAGGAUCUGGCCACCGAUGUGUAUCGUGUCGACGAAAUCGCCGUCCAGGCCGUGGCGAUGCUUGUGAAGAACUCGCCAUUCCUGCAUUCGGCAAACUUUGCCCAAGGCACACCGGCGCUCCAGUCCCCGAAAGAGGCAUCUACUCUCGCAUUCGACGUCGUCAACAGACUGGCAACACUGCCCCAAUAUCAGAUCCAGCAUCGACAACCGCUGUCCGACCCGACAUCCGCAGACGUGUCCCGGCCGUAUUCUGCGCGCCUCGCUGAACUUCCCGCCCUUGUUGACCAUUCCCCACUUUCCACCUUUCAUGACGUUGCUUACGACCUGCCGCCAAAGAACAACCCAGGAUUUCUAGCCCGGUAUACCCAGCGACUCAGGAGGAAACAUUCGCAAGGGACGGCGUCAGCACCACCCAGCAGCUGGCAGCAACUGAAGCGUCGUCCGUACCUUGCGGCGGAUGAACGUGCUCUAGUCGCUGCUGGGGUGAAGAAACUGCGUGCCCCAGCCGCAACGGAACUGCCAAUCAUCUGUCAUGUCGAUUUCACCAUCGACGAAGUACACCAAGUGUUCGACCGCUUACAACGUUUAGCCCCCGUCGAUGUGCCAAGGACGGCCGAAUCCCUCAAGUUGAUUUCGACUUCGUACGAUGUCGCAUCCAUCGUGGGUGAUGCAGUCCCUGGCAGAACCGCCGCGGAUGUGCGUAAUUACUUCAAGGAUCUCGUGGCUGGCCAUGCCAGUCAUCCCGACGAGCUGCAAGCCCUGUCCUUGAACCAAGACACACAUGUCGGGCGAAGAGGACGCCAUGGCGCUCGCGUUUCGGCCUUGCUGUUUGCCCGAGAGCUCGAUGGCAAUGUUGGCUUUGGUCGAACCCGACAGUUGGAGAAUUUUCAGAACGAGUUCAAAAAGUCGCACGAAGAUGGCCUCACCAUGAUUGCCGAAUUCACAAACUGUGCCGGCGACAUCUCGGCCAUGUCUUGGGUUCCCGACGCCAACGUCCUGUGCGGCACAACGGCUCAUUCGGACAUCCACAACCAGCAAUACAACAAGCCAGGGAACCUGCUCCUCUGCUCCACCUCGGAGGGUACUCUCCGCGCGUUUGAUCAUCAUCGAAUCCCGAGGCCGCGAGUGGAAAAGGGGGAGAAUGCGAACGAGGCGAUGCGGCUGAGUCAAGACCCGUGGCUGUACGCUUCGGUCGUCUCGUCAGACUUCGACGACGUUCACCGCCGCGCCUUCACCUCGAGCUUUGACCGGACCGUCAAGGUCUGGAAGGUCGCCGAGACUGGCGCGGAGAUGGAAUGCGUAGCGAGCUGGCAGCAUGGAGGGAACGUCAAUUUUGUCGCCGCCGCCAAGGAUGGCUCCGGCCGCGUGGCAUCGGCCGCGGAUGUUCCGACCGAGGCCGUACGAAUAUACACCAUCAACGCCGACGACGUGGCCCAGAGUCCUUAUCAAGCCAUCUCCUGCUCACGUACGGAUGCCGAUGGUUCCGACAAGUGGGCGUACUUUCCGGCAACAAUGGAAUGGGGACGAGCACCUGGCACGACGCACCUUCUCCUCGUCGGUUACUCUCCGCGAGCUCUCACAAGCGACGACCGUGAUAUUCCAGAAGACAAGGUCAACUCGGGAGAGAUCAUGCUGUGGGAUUCUGUGUCGUCUUGUCGCGUUGCCGUUCUGACUGCGACCACUGCCAACGUCUUCGAGGUGGCAUGGCAUCCCGAGCUGCCCCGCUUCAUCGCCGCCACGUCGCCCAGCGGCCUCACCGUCGAGCAAGGAGUGCGGACGCAGAUUCACCUUUUCCAACUCGACCGAGACCGGGAGGAUGUUGCCUACUCCGAAUUUCAGAAACUGGAUUGCCCAGCCGUCGACAUCAACGAGCUCACUUUCGUGCCCAACUCGCUCCUGCACGCGUACGUCACGGCGGGAUGUACGGAUGGAAACGUUUACGUCUGGGACACGGCUCAGGGAGACCGGCCGAUACACCAGCUGAAACACGGCUACCCUUUGGACGACUUCUCCGACGACAGGGAAAGGGAAGAUACCGGCGUCAAAUUCACGGCCUGGGGCACCUCGCUGGAUAGGUUCUAUUCGGGAUCGAGCGACGGCGUCGUCAAGGUGUGGAACGUCCGCAACCGCAGCGGACCGUUUGUGCGGAAUCUGCUCGAGGCGCCGGGUCCCAUAUCGUGUGGAAAAUUUGCGCCGGAUCAUGCGAAGCUAGCCAUUGGCGACGCAAGCGGGCGCGUCUUUUUGUUCUCGGUCGACCAACGCGAUGAGCACGAGGCACAUUUCAUGACGCUUCCCGGCACUACCCGCAGGAUCCGCCGGCCGACGCCUUACAUACCUCACGCAGAGCCGCCUCCGCCGCCGCUGCGGCAGAUUACCGAGCAGGACCCGGUUCCCAUGGAGCUCGACACGGCAGAGCUUUCAACGAGCGCGGAUGCGCGGCGAACAUACUUGUCAACGGGACGGCUCGUCCUAAACCCCAAUCCUGUCAUUGGCGCUGUCAAAGGCCCCGAGUAUGCAUCUACAGGCCUUUACCGGCGCAGCGCCUACGUUGAUGGAGACAUCUCGUGUCCUCUCCUAUCAAAAUACGCACGCAACCAGCGGGAAAACCUGGCUUCCGUCCUUGGCACGUCCCGCCGUUCAGAGCGCCGGCUGAAAUGCCCCUUUGCCAAUGAACCACCCGAGGCUAGGGAAACGCGAGAGAAGCAGCAUUCGGAGAACAAGGGAUUGGAUUUGGACGGGUUUCGUUGGGAAUCUAGCGAGAUGUUCGAUCUUCUCGUACGAGAUGGGGCCGUCUUAUCGGAUGCGGAGGAAGAUUGGGGCUUCGAGUACGACGAUAUGUCUGUUGGCCUAGCUGGGGAUGAUGAAGAAGAAGUGACCUAG